GACGGAACUGAUCCGGCUAAAACGUGACCGUGCUGCAACAUAAAUCAUUCGAUACACGCUUGAGGCAAAGUGAUGAGUUUCAUACGGAGUCAGAGCUCAUACCUACCCCGAUUGGAGACUUAACCGGCGGUCGUCAGCGCCAGCUAAAGCCUGCCUAGACAACUCGGUCUCUCUCGUCUGUCUCCAAACCGACAUACAGAAGGAAUCUUAGGCCAGGAUAUCGGCGAGUGCGAUUGGUUGAUACAGAAAGAAAAGUGUCUCACUCACGCCUAACCACAGCACUCAUGCAGCAUAAACAACUCUUUUUGGCCUAAAGGUCUAGAUACCAGGCCAUAAACUAAAAAAAUAAUAAUCUUGCAGCAUAAUUUGAACUUUGCAUUAGCGCAUUGAAAAUUAAUUCAAUUCACGAAAAGAUUGAGCCUUAAAACGUAGGUAAUUACUAUUUCUGGGUCGUAUAUUAUUAUUUACUUUUUGUAUUUAGCGAUUUUUUUGCUUUUUAAACGACCACGACCUCAUAUUUCCCUUGGCUACGUCACGCCUUAAAUCAUUCGAGACAUCAGCGAGUUCACAGUUACUUAAAUCUGAAUUUAAAAGACAUAUUAUCCACCUUCUAAUUUACAUGCACUUACAAACAAUGUAGGUAUAUAUAAUUCACUGGAUUUUGUUUACACAAAUGUUUUAGUUACGACGCCUGUUGUCAUCUAAUUAUUUAAUAUUCGUAGCGUUUUGAAGAUAACAAAAAGCGUCUUGCUGCGUUGAUAUUAAAAAAAAGCAUCCAUCAUAAAAUGAUUAAAUGCACACCAUUGAAAUACAAACCAUCGUGCUCUGACAAUACUGACUAUAACGUCUUGUCGUUUACUAUACGCCGCAAGUUUAUUCAAUUUACCACCAAUAACUGUACGACAAUCAAAACUGACACUUAAGCAAUUUAAAAUAAAACUCGAAAUUCCAUUUUUCAUAUCGAACACUCGCUUCAGGGGUGCGAUAAGAUGUCAACCGAAAGAUACUGCAUGUCAGAAAAAUGAUAAAUGAUCGAAACACGUCACGAACUUAAUCUCUCCGAUAAUACAAACCACAGCGCCACCUGUGCGCCGCGAAACGAAAAAACCGAACGGCAAAGUCGCCUGUAGAUGUCCACAACUGACCCAGUUACCUCGCUGGGCGAAAAUAGCCAGUCACAAUAGCUCACCAACUAUUUUUAGUGUUCUUAAACAUUUAAAAAUAAAAUAAAUUAAAUCGUUUUAAAAUCAGUUGUGUGGUGUACUGUGGGGCGAAGCGGCGGCCCGUCUGGACUUGCGCGUUUCAGGCAGUCGUGAUCGAUACCUCGACGAGGGCACAUCCGGACCCACGCCGCUUAGUAAACGCUAGAUAAUAGUUUAGUAAACAAGGGAACAUGCACUAGUUUGGUUAUAAAAUGGAGAACGUAAAACGUUAUAUACGAAGCGAAUCGGCUAGUUGCGCGCAUAUGGUCGAGGAAGGCUCCGCCAGCAACAGAAAGAGCGCCGACCCUCAUGAAAAGCUGAAGGCUCUAUUGAAUUCCCCCGAAGACGACACAGAAGACACCUUGCCACCCACCGAUGCCCCUAAAUUCGGGACCGUAAUCCACAAUCGGAUAUUUGUGGGGGGCUUCUCCCUGACGACCACUGAUGAAGACCUGUGGAAGUUCUUCUCGACUUUCGCGACAGUGACGGCUGCGAGGGUCAUCUACGAUCGGGCAGGCGUUUCCAAGUGUUACGGGUUCGUGACAUUCGCCAGUCCAAGAGUUGCGAAGCUCAUCGUAAAGCAGAGUGGCGGAGUAAUGUUUUCUCCGCUUGGGCGUUUGAGGGUCGCGCAGGCUGUCAGGAAACAGAUAAGUCAACUCCCAGUCCUGGGAACUGAAGCUGCCCCACUACAAGCUCCGUUGUGCUACCAGCUGCUUUGUGCUCCACCUCUAGCUCCGCUCCCAACGUGUGGUCCAUGCGAACUGCCACCACCGUAUGCUGUGUAUCCUCUGCCAUUUGAGACUCCGGCCAUAUAUGGUCCACCAGCCCAGUACACCUUGGUACCAGCUCCGUAUAGCGCCCCGUGCUGUGAGCCCACCUGCUGCACUCCACUCGAUAAGCAGCCCAGGAUUGCUCCGGCACCACUACAUCCGGCGUUCAUUUACUGAACCUUCAGUUCGUUACGUCAUUUUCAUUUCGUGCGAGUCAAUGAUCGUUGACGUCAUCCAAGCAACUUCGGAAAUUGUGUUUGGCGCAUCCAUCAAUGACGAAAUAUCUACUUCGAAAGCCUAAAGUUAACUGUCAAAGAUGAAUCUUGAUUUGAAAUGACAAUUUGACAAAUUCACACUAAAAAUCUUAAUCGGUAAUACAAUCAAGUUAACGGUCAAUCAUCAAUACGACAGCUUAAAGCUACAAAGUUCUUAAAAAAACAAAUGAUCAUUGUCUCGCAAAACUUCUGGUACGUUUAUAAAAUAAUUUGUAUAUUUCGCUUUGAACUUUGCUUCUUAAUGUGAACGUUCGCAAGAAGCUUUUUGUAAAAUUCCAUAUUUAUUGCUCAAGUCUUCCAAUCGAUUCAUGCUCAAUACUAUCUCACUCAUAGAUUGUUUCUUGAAUACACGAGAACAAAAUACGUUUUCUGGAGUGGUAAGCGGUAAUAAAUGUGUUCAAUCUAUUCUGGGAAUUAUCGAUGAAUUUUGGCCAUUGUGCUGUUAUUUUUUAAAUUCUAUCAGUUACUUUCGUAGUUCAUUCAAGCGUUAUAACAUUCUCAAAGUGGUUUUAGAUUCAUCGAAAGAACUUAUUGAACUGUUUUUCCAAUAUGCCUCCAGUAAAAGUUCAUAAAAGUAAAUUAAGUUUUUAAAGUGGAAGCUCUUUAUCUGAUUUUAAUCAAUUGACUCACUUUAACAACACCGAAUUAAUGUGUUUCAAUACAGCAAUGAUAGUAGGUUUAAUAAACAUGACUUUAAAUCGGAACACAAAAAUGCAAAAGAGUUUGAUGGAAUCCUUGAUUAAGUGAAUGAAAAAGAUCCAAACUAUGUGAAAAACGAAGUUGACAAACUUGUGCAAGAACCGGCACAAAAUGAUUAGUUGCUAGUUGUGUAGAUAAAAAUAUUACCUCUCGUAAAAGACAAAUAUAUUGCUUGUUAUCCUUUUGAAGGAUUUUGUUUCAAUUUAGUGGUUAAGAUUGAUUUUUUAGGGUUCCCUCAUAAUCUAGAAGCAGAGGAGAAAUAAAUAUUUUUUGUAACAUAUUCAGUUUUGGAAAUGUUGCUGUUGUUUAUAUCUGGGUCCAAAGUGUGAAUGGGAACCGACUUAGGGUUGCAAAGUAAUACAAAACUGGUUUGAAAAUAAAUAAUAGAUAAUUAUUGGUGUGAUAUUCAUUGUGGGGAUGGAACGUAAGCAAUAACUUCCUAGCUAAUAAAAUAACACGUUGAUGGGUUUGUUGUUUGUUUGUGUGAAUUUAAAAAACAAAAAUAUAGAGCUAAAAACGCGCUACACAAAUAUCGACAGCUUAGCAGCUGCACAACUUCAAGCUAAUGAAUAAUUCAGGCUAUUUAAAUUGAAAAAAAAAAACGAGAAUUUCGUUAAUCCAAUAAUUUAGGACCAAAAUUCUUGUUUCGAGUCGAAAUAUCGCGUCGUCAUUUCAAAAAAAUCUUUAAUACGUAAUAUCGUUGUAAUAAUCAUUUUUGAUAUAAACUAUCUCUGUGUGCUACUUUUAGUGCUGUAUGUGAUCCAUUUCCAGCUUCAAGAAUUAUUUUAAUCUUAACACGCUCGUUAUCUGUGUGUUGACCUUCAAUGGAUCAAUCAAAUAUCAUAGCUGGAUCAUGCGUACUAAGGCCUUUUGCCUGUAGUUUAAGGCUUUUGUCUCAAUUAUUACAUUGUACAUCAUAUACGACUAAUUACUUGAAAUUACGGUCAAUUUAAUGUCUUGAAUUUCGAUUACUAUUUAUUAGAUAAGUCUGUAGCGUAAAAGUGAUGCUUUGAUGCCCAAAACAUUAAAUCAUUUCACAAUAGGCUUCUAUUGCGUUUCCUCUUCAAUAAUUCAUAAUAUGGAAUCUGAAAUUUAUGAAAGCAAUAAAUAAUAAAGGGAAACAUGUAUUUUUGUGUUUUUAAGAUAUCGUUAGUAAUUAGCUUAUUAUGAAUCGUCUGAUGUUUAUCACUAUUUACUAAAAUUUCUAAUUGUAUAAAUCACUUUUUUAGAUUCUAUUCUCGAGUACAAUAUUGAUGUGUUGUAGUUUAUAAGCUGUUUAAUCUUAUCACUGCUUUUACAAUAACUUAUAUGAAUAUAUAAAAAAAUGCACUGGAUUGUAAUGUGAGCUUUCGGGUUUAAGCCUGAUCGUAGUGUGAGCACGCUACUUAAUGGUGCGUGUGUUGGAUGAUAAUGGGAAAUGAUAGCGUUGACAGCUUCAAUCUAUGUUCUAAUUCAAAGGAGUUUGGAUAUAUGUUCCAGUAGCACUAUUUUUAAUGCAUAGGCAAAAGUACGGGAAUAUAUUUAAUGUUAUCUGAUUCGCGAAGUAUUAAAUGAUUCUUUUCUUAAAUUCAAGUCUAUACAUAAGCAUAGACUUCUCUCCAAAGACAGUUAAUUCGAAAGUUUACUGAUGGUAGGACCUCUUGUGAGUCCGCGCGGGUAGGUACCACUACCCUGCCUAUUUCUGCCGUGAAGCAGCAAUGCGCUUCGUUUUGAAGGGUGGGGCAGUCGUUGUAACUAUAAUUGAGACCUUAGAACUUAUAUCUCAAGGUGGGUGGCGCAUUUACGUUGUAGGUGUCUAUGGGCUCCACUAACCACUUAACAUCAGGUGGGCUGUAAAAUCGUCCAUCCACCUAAGCAAUAAAAAAAUAAGUUGCUUAUUUCUUACAUUUCAAAUCUAAUUCAGUAAUUUAUUUAUUUUCUGCCACGUGGUCCUACUCUUCAAUCAGAUUGGCUCUGAACCGUAGAUCGUAUUACCCAAGAGGCGAAGCGUACAUAAAAUUUCCAAUUUUCUAUAUAUUCAUAUAUUUAAUUGUUCAACUGAUAUUAUGUGGCCUAGUAUCUAUACUGCCUGACAUAUCGAGAAAAUCAAAACGCUAUAUUAACUUAUAUUUUCUAUGAAAUCCUGCUCGGGAUUUUCCUUUAGUAUUGUGAGGAAUGUAAAUUAGACAAUAUUAAAUAAAAUAUAUAAUAUAUAAAGAUUUCACGAGUAUUUACGUCACACGCGAAUGGCUUACAUAUUUUAUAGAUGAUAAUGAUUGUUGUACUUGUGUUAAGGUUGAUGUACGUAGUUUUUCAAUGUAUUAUAAGUGUUAAAUGUUGUAUUUUAAUAGAUAUUUGUGAUGUCAGCUUCUGUGUGCAGAUCUUCAACGAUUAGUAUCUCAGUGUUAUACCAUUGCUGUUUCUUGGAGCGUCUAAUGGACUUAUUCCUUCUGAUUUUGGUAAUUAAUUUCAAAACAAAUUGUUCGAACGUGUAAUUUUAACUGAUUCCCAAUUAAACUUUUGUCUUCACACUAUGAGUAUUCACUUUACAAUGCCUUUAAUAGGCAGCCGCUGAAUUUUGGUGGAACCAUGUGAUCACUUAUCUUAACUAGCACAAUAUCAAUCACUCCUGCCCCUAAAAACACGUAUACUCUUACAAAAGCACAAGAUAAUUGAGGCUGUCAGUGCAAAAGUGGCACAUAGGUCAUACUAUGGAGAUAAUGAGGCUCGAAUUUACUUUUACACUGUUUCGCAGGCAAAAACAAUACGCGCAAAAACAAUGUUUACAAAGCCAUCUGUUAUCUAUGGCCGAAACUAGGCAUAGGGCGGUUUUGCAUAAAAAUGUAUUAUGUUUUAAAUAAAUUAUAAUAUAUAUACGCACGAAUAUUAAGUAUUGUGGGUCAGUCCACUUUUGCGCUGACGGCCUCAAUUCAUGUUCGAAUCCGAAGGUAUAAGUCUUUUGAGAUUGUGACAUACAGAUGCAUCCGUCUCCUCACUCUUUACAUUAUCAUACAGGGACGAAGACAAUAUAGUCAAAUUUUAAGAUAUUCGGUAGAUGUCCUCCAAGGAUUAACGUGGGUCGAAUAGUGACGUCCAUUUAAAUUCAUUAAUAACUAAUUCAAGUCUUGUUCUAACAUUGAAGAUAUUUAAUACAAAAUGUCAAACCUCUAAAAAACUGACUACGACAAUUAUUGGUAGCAAUGAAGUAAAUUUAAAAAAGUAAUUACACACUUAACCUCUUUUACUAUCUUAGAAAACCAAAGUUCGUUUAAAUUCUGAAUUAUAACAAAGAAAACAUUGACUAUGUUAUAAAUAAUGACAUGAAUAAUGGUUAUUGAAAGUAAUGCUUCUGUAUCUAAAAUAUAUAAGUAGAACAAGAUUCUGAAAAAAAAUAUUAUUCAAUUUAAAGUUAUGAUUUAAUUUAUUACAAUAACCGGCAUCAUUUAAUAACGCUUAUCUAAAACGGCGCAGCAGUCGCAGUGUUGAAAAUUCGACGUUACACUAUGUUACUACUUCUAAUAAUAAAUGAUUUAUUUUUCAUAAUAUCCUUUUAGAUGCUGAUAUUUUUGGUGUUCGUUUUUCUUUUACAGUGACCAUUAAAUUGAUGAGUUUUGGACACAAAGUGACUUGUAAGAUGGUGGUUGACUAUUACCAAAGUCUAUAGCUCAGCUCAGCUAUAAACGGCGAUAUGAUAUUAAAAAAUGUUUAAAAAAAAUUAUCGGUUUUCAUAGUAAAUUUCCCACUUUGGAAAAAAAUAUGAUUGUUAAGGGUAUUGCGCUACUAAGAGACAACUACUCUUGACUUAUUUCAAUGAAAUACAAAUGUGGCACGUGAAAGUAACUUCGUCUUCUUCGUACUUUUUUCUUGUUCUAAUUUCUGAGUCUAAAGAAUGAUAUUUCGAAGUAAUUCCAAAAGGAAAAAUAAACUUAAUCCCACAGGAUAUAACGUAUCUUAUCAUUUGAAUAGAACUUUCAAUGCCGAUUGUUCAUAGAAAAAUCUCAAUUGCAAUAAAAACCUGAAGGCUCUUUGAAAAAUAGAACAAAAUAAUAAACUAAUAACCCCAUUGAAAUGGUCACUCUAAAAAAAGAACCAGCAAUCCUUUUGAUAUAAUAUUUACAACAGUCCAAGGAACUUAAUUUAAUAAUAGUUGAGAAUUUGAAAAUUAAAAUCAUAUAUAACGUUGUUGAAUUAUUCGUCUUGUUACAUUUUACAUUUUUUAUUGUUAACUACUUUUAAGAGAUAAAUUAGAACGCUGUACAUCAAAUUUAUUACGACUCAUUUAGUAGGGCGCGUCGAGCCCGUGUGGGCUGAUAACAAAGUCCUGAUUAUUUCAAUUUGAAAGUCAUAGGAUAUCUGAAGGAGGAAUGGCCAGUGAUUAGUAUAAUGAUACCGAUAUAAUUGAGAUUUCUAGCAUGUGUCAUGGAGUCAGCCAUUUUGUUUAAAGGCCCCGGCAACUCCUUAGUACUGAAGGGUGAGCUCAUCUUCCCAUCUUCGCCAGUAAAACAAUAUAACCGCAUCCAUAAUGCCUAAAGCUAAAAUUAAACCUUUUCAGAUAUAUCUUAUUAGACUAAUGCUAUCUUCUCUAACUUACUAUUUAUAAUAAUUAUUAUCACAAUGGUGUCUGUGAAUUUGCUAUUCUGUACGUACUUUAUUAAACUGUGUGUUUAGUGAUGUGAUUCAUAAUAUGUAUGAUAAUCUUUAUUAAAUAAAAAAACAUUUAAUAAUAAAUUAUAGUCGGGCUGUCGCUAUCGUUAUUCAUGUAUUCACGCACAUUAUUGUAAUGAUUAAAUUAUAUUUUAAAUAUUAAAAAUAAUCACACAAAAGUCGUAUCAUCGAAAUAAUAAAGUAAAUAAGUAUAUUAUUGUUGUAGUAUUGUAUUACGUAAUAACAGGUAUUGGCGCGAAAAUCAAAUUUUUGCCAGAGUUCUCUAAAAUUUACUUAAUUGCGAUUACAAAUGGGUGCACAAAAAUUUCGAACAGUUUUUAAUUUUUGACAAUCAUAGCCAAUUUUUGAUUAUUAUUCAGUUCUAAUCAUUAAAUCACCAAAUGUCAAAUACACUGUCGCUUCAAUUAUUUUGUUUUUAUUGGUAAUAAGACGUAUUGUGAACUUGUACGGGUAAAUGUUAUCACCCAACUUGUUUCUGAGAUGAAGUUAUCAGACACUCUAGUUUGAAGGAUCGGACAUUUGUUAUUACAAUACUAUUGUAAUAACAAAUCUCCUGUCGCCUGCGUGUAUACGAUAAUCAUUAAACACCAAGAUGAUGGAAACAGGGAAUUCGUAUUGGGUGUCGUCUUUAGAAAUCUAUGAAGCCAUAAUUUUAUUAAAUCCCUUCCGUAUUUUCGUCGUCUAUUAUCAAAGGUGGCAAUCUGUGCAUUUGGACAAAAAAAUGUUAUUGAUAUGUCAAUACAGAUUGAUUUGAAUAUAAUCGUCUCCUUCAAAGAAUACGGUUCAAAACCUGCAUUAAAUAAAGGUUAAUAGUUAACCUGUUAUUUAUCUAAGAUGUCGUUCCGAAGAGUUUUGUGACUGCCAAUGGAAUACAAAGUCAAUAAUUCGUUUUUCUGAUUUACCAAUAAUUGUCCAAAAGUCAGAUUGCCGGCUUUGAUAAUAGUCGACUCAUUUAAUGAUAUUCAUUUGCAAUCUCACUAUAAUAUAAAAAUAACAAUGCUUCCGUUAACGCGACAUGUCCUUUUGUUAUGCGAUACAAUAAUAACAACAAAACGAAAAUUUAUUAUUGUUGAUUAUUAUUAUUAUAAUAAAUGUCUAGUUAAAAUAUUAAUGUAUGUGAUAUUGUUAUUGGAAUGAUAGAUUUAAAUGAAAAUGCUAUACAUAAUUCGAUUAUUAAUGAACUAUAAAUUCUUCUUGUUGACGUGUGUAUUAGGUGUAAUGAUAUAAGAAGACAUUAGUUUAUAAGAUAAAUGUUUUAAAUGAUAAAUGAUACAGUAUGUUAUUGGUAUUGAGUAUUUAUUAUGUAAUGCUGAUUGAAUUUAAUGGCGGCAUAUAUUAUCGUGUCUUCAACAAAUAGAUCCUCAAGAAUCGUGUUGUUUUAAGAGUUUGCAACCGAAUUUUUGUGGUACUUGUAAUUUCAUUUUAAAAACUAUUUUUUGCAUCUACCUUUAAAAAUAUUUAGAUAUUUUUAUGAAAUCGUGAACCGUACAGACGAAACAGUAUUUUUCAUUUGCGAAGACUUUAAUAAUUCGUGUUCUAACAACAUGUUCUGUUUGUAUGUCAUUGAUGGAAGAGUUAAAAGUUAAAGUAUCGAAAAACUGUCCUGCGUAUUGCCAAAUAAUACACAGACACUCAUAUCAUUUUUUUUUCUAUAGAAGUACCUACCUAACGCCUGCCCAGGGAUGACUGCCAUCAUUAAGUAAUGAAAAAACAUUUUUGACCUUGCCUAGCAGCCGGUGGUAUUAUGGGCUCGCCCAUGUAGGUGAGACGGUACCUUUAGGUUUAGAUCUACCUCAAAGCAGUCUUUUCGGUUUGAAUAAUGCGACAACUGUUAUUAUUAUAAUGCAAUUGAGACUCCGACCACAUGAUUAAUGGUGGGUGGUGGCAUUCACGUUGUGAUAUCUAUGCGCUCAGUGCGAGUUUUUUAACGCUCUCGAUAGCGUAAAAGUUAACUCAAAUAUGUAUGGAAUUGGAACGUUUGCCUACGUUUGCCGCUAGGGGCGUUGUUCCAGCUCCAUAAGUUAACUUUUACGCUAUCGAAAACGUUAAAAAACUCGCACUAAACACACUGUACACUCCAAUCGACAGCCACUGGACACCAGUUUCAAAAUUUAUGUUUGUUUUUAAUAUGUUAAUCACAAACACAACUUCAAGUUAUUUCGUAUAUUAAGAAUGAAGUUCCGUCACUUAUCUAAUCACUACAUAGUAUAAAACAAAGUCGCUUUCUCUGUCCCUAUAUCUGUCCCUAUGUAUGCUUAAAUCAUUAAAACUACGCAACGGAUUUUGAUGCGUUUUUUUUUAAUAGAUAGAGUGAUUGAAGAGGAAGGUUUAUAUAUAUAAUAACAUGCAUUAAAUAGUGGAGGAAUCAAUAAUAAAUUACAGUUUCCGAAGCGAAGCGAGGGCGGGUCGCUAGUUUAUUAUGUGUCAUAGAAGUAAUGUAGCUACCCAAAAUGUGUCCCUGUUGAAUUCAUUCAGCAUGACGGGCUGCGAAGAGUCCAUUAAAAUUGCUUAACUGACAUUGUUAUUGAUGUGUUAAUAUGUCUCUCGGCUUUGCAGACAUCAUUUCAAUAACCUCAACCUACAAAACUAACAUCGGUUCAAAGGUAUUGUUUCUAUUCAUAUUCUUAUUACAAGACAGUCAAGUGGAAUUUUCUUUUUUUGUUUCUUUUGAGUUUUUAUCUUUUCUUAUAGCUAUUGAGGGGUUUGAUUGUAAUCAAUAAAUUAUUUUUGGAAACAAAGAGUUUGCUUCAAAUUGUUAAUAACGAAAUAGGAAAAGAAAUUUAUUGUAUGCAAUGAUACGAAAUGUUAUGGUGCAAUGAUUUUGUUCUAAAAUGAUAAUCGAAUGCCCAAGACAAGGCCAGUGCAAUUUAAGCAAGAUUUUUAUUUCCAAAGUACUCAUCCGACCUUACAGUUCUAAUGUUGAGACCUAUGGAAUGUCUUAAAACAAAACCUUUCCAAUCGAUAUUAAUUUCGUAAGUAGCAUGUACUGCAAUAGCGUGAUAUUUAUUUACGUUAUCUACUUCGCAAGAUCCAUUUUCGAUUACAUUAGAAAUAAAGACUAUAAGAAAUAGAGAUUUGUUCUUAGACAAACGUUAUGUCAUUAUUCAAACGAGGCUUGUGGGGAGAGUAUUAAGCGGUAGGCAGCGGCUUGGCUCUGCCCCUGGCAUUGCCGAAGUCUAUGGGCGACGGUAACCGCUUACCAUCAGGUGGGCUGUAUGCUCGUCUGGCUACACGGGCAAUAAAAAUAAAAAACUUUAGGGCGUGGGUCGAGCGACGAGUAUGGUUUGAUUUCUUAAUCACUGAAACAUCAUUGAUUCAGUAAUCGAAACUAUACUCCCUAGAAUGGCAGUUAAGGUAUAAAAUACAAUGACAGUCCUACAUCAGCUCGUCAUCCCAUUUUCUUAUCGCAUAUAAGUAGAGGAUACCACCGCGUCUACGGGUAAUCGACUGUCGAAACAGAAUGGCAUCGACCUAUAGGUCAAGGUUUCAUAGCAUUAUCCCACAUCUGUCCGAAGCAUCAAUAGUUCACGACGAAAUGAAACAGAAAAAUCUUGAGAGGUGUCAAGGGACACCCGGUUGGAACGAAGUUCCUUUCGAUUUAUUAGUGGAGGAAUUGUAAAUUUUUUUUUAAAUUAUAAUAAUUUUUUUAUGUACAAUAAACCUGUAUACACUCAACAAAAAUAAUCGUCGCGACAUCACAUUGUUCAAUGCGAAAUAGAAACACGAAACGAAAAUAGGAAGAGACAGGCAGAGAGAGAGAGAGAGAGAGAGAGAGAGAGAGAGAGAGAGAGAGAGAGAGAGAGAGAGAGAGAGAGAGAGAGAGAGAGAGACAGACAGAGAAACACGCGCACGCCGCACGGCUUACAACUAUAGCAAAAAGUGUCGUUACAACUUUUGGUCUUAAUUUUUUUCCGUCUAGCCCCCUUUCGAAACGCGCUAUAAGGAACUUCGUUCCAAAACGCAAGCCCACAAAACACUUACAAGUCAGUGAGAAGUAUAAAUACACGCUAUUGCAUUACAAUCAUUACAAUACCGUUUCUGUUUCUUUUAUCAGCUUAAUGCAAACACUCCGGUUGUACUAAUUGAACUGAAUAAUGACUGACCUGGUGGUGCGGUAGUUAGCGCACUGACUAUUGCGCUCAGGGUCGGGAGUUCGAUUCCCACAUCGGACAAACAUUCGUGUCGUGAACAGUUUCCUUUGCUCUUCGUCUGGAUAUUUAUUAUCUAUAUAUGUAUAUAUUUAAACGUAUAUAAGUAUGUAUGUCAAUCUCUGGUGGUCAUAACACAAGGAAUCCUAAUUUGGGGCCGAAUAACCGUGCGUAAUUUGUUCCCAAUUAUUUAGUAUUUAUUUUAAUAAUAUAAUUAAAGCAAUAGGCUGAUUUGUUCUCAAGAUGUAUUUAUCAGAAUUAUUAGCGUUGUUCCUCAAAGAAAGCGAUCGUGAAGCAUAAUGUAUAAUAAUUAUAAGUUAUAUAAAAUUUUAAAUAAUACUACAAAUAAUUAUUUUAAUUGUAGGUAUGUAUGUAAUUCUUUUUUUUAAUCGAAAAACGUAAGUAGAAUUUAUUGUAAUUAACAUUUCGAAAGUAAACUCAAAAAACGGACGAUUUCAUGUUUUUAAAUAAUGUUAACUGUUAAAUAACGUUAUUAUUUAUAACGUUAAAUAACGUUAUUAUUUAUAACGUUAUUUAAUAAUUAACAUUUUAUUAAUGUUUAAAUAACAAUUCUAUUCGUUUUAAUGAUUAUUAAAAGAGACAACGACUUAUUUAUUGUAUUAUUGUAAAAUUAUAUUUAUUUAAUAAUUCGUAGAAAUAAGUACAAUAAUGCACUUAUUAUUAAUAAAAGCAAUAAACGUGUCAUAAUAUUAUAUUAAAUUUUAAGUCACCUAUAAAAUAAAAAUAAUUAAUGUAUC
This is a messenger RNA of Bombyx mori (domestic silkworm), 12496 nucleotides long. RefSeq names its product boule protein (gene Boule). Bases 1415 to 2149 code for a protein of 244 amino acids. The record is from RefSeq and is a predicted model, not a curated record. Gene Ontology annotation, biological process: positive regulation of translational initiation; 3'-UTR-mediated mRNA stabilization. Gene Ontology annotation, molecular function: mRNA 3'-UTR binding; translation activator activity. NCBI's taxonomy places the organism in Eukaryota, Metazoa, Arthropoda, Insecta, Lepidoptera, Bombycidae. The transcript has 4 exons. Gene Ontology annotation, cellular component: cytoplasm.